Messenger RNA from Bursaphelenchus xylophilus (pine wood nematode), 401 nucleotides. The record is from the annotation of a GenBank genome assembly. Lineage: Eukaryota; Metazoa; Nematoda; Chromadorea; Rhabditida; Aphelenchoididae.
AUGAGUAACGAAAGCAUGGAGGUUGAUGAAGGAUCCAAGAAAAGGUUUGAGGUAGGCUGAUAUUAUUUUAGCCACGUUUGCUCUGUUUAGGUGAAGAAAUGGAAUGCCGUGGCUCUGUGGUCAUGGGAUAUGGUUGUGGAUACCUGUGCCAUCUGCCGGAAUCAUAUCAUGGAUCAGUGCAUUGAAUGCCAAGCAAAUCAGGUAGUUUGACUUUUUCGUUUUUAGAUAAGGAUUACGUAUUGUUUUAUUUGUAGGCAGCGAGUAACAGUACGGACUGUACUGUCGCAUGGGGAGUUUGUAACCAUGCCUUCCAUUUCCAUUGCAUUUCCCGCUGGCUGAAGACUCGCCAGGUUUGUCCCCUGGAUAACAGAGAAUGGGAGUUCCAGCGGUAUGGCCAUUGA